CCACGAAGUCCCCCCUCUUCUUCUCACCGUCGCGCCGUGAAGUGGAUGUUUUGGUGAAAAAAUACAGUGACGAAAAGGGACGUAAAUACAUUUAAAGCAUGACAUAUCGAACGUUUGGGACCUAAAGCAGCGUAGCGGGGGAAAGAGGGGCGUAUUCAGCAAAAGUUUCGGUUCAUCUUUACAUCGUAUUCCUCCGCAUGUCCGCUUUCUUCGUAGAUGGUCUCCGGCGAGCGUUGUCUGGCGGUGGACGUCGAGUUGUCGACGAAUAAUAUGAAGGAGAUGAUCGGCGGUUGCUGUGUUUGCUCUGACGAGAGAGGCUGGGCGGAAAAUCCGCUAGUGUACUGCGACGGACACGGCUGCAACGUCGCUGUGCAUCAAGCCUGUUAUGGCAUUGUGCAGGUGCCCACUGGUCCUUGGUUCUGCAGAAAGUGUGAAUCUCAAGAGAGAGCAGCUCGUGUGAGAUGUGAGCUGUGUCCCCAUAAAGAUGGAGCCCUCAAAAGGACAGACAACGGAGGCUGGGCUCAUGUAGUUUGUGCCCUUUACAUACCUGAAGUGGAAUUUGCCAAUGUGUCAACUAUGGAGCCUAUAGUACUCCAGUCUGUGCCACAUGAGCGCUACAACAAGACAUGUUAUAUCUGUGAGGACCAGGGCAGAGAGAGUAAAGCAGCAACUGGAGCAUGUAUGACCUGCAACAAACAUGGCUGCAGGCAGGCCUUCCACGUCACAUGUGCCCAGUUUGCAGGGUUAUUAUGUGAGGAACAAGGAUCGGACGCAGACAAUGUCAAAUACUGUGGAUAUUGCAAAUACCAUCACAGCAAAUUGAAACACAAGGAGCGGGACAGGCACAAACCGAAACACAAGAAGAUCUCCAUGGAUAUGUCGCCCUCCCUUGUUCUUCCUAACAUCAUGGUCCCAGAUAAGACCUACAACAGUAGCAGCGCAGGGGUAGGAGUCCCCUCUCUGCCGGCAUCUUCACAGAAGCGACUGGAUGACGGCACUGCCCGUUUCACCACUGCCAACUUUCAAGAAGUGGCGGCCGUUCUCUCGGGUGGCAGUUCCAAAGAUGGCUUGGCCGCAGACACAGGGAAGGCAGCGUCUGAGGUGAAGAACAAGAAAAAUAGCGGCACAAUUCAUGCGGUGGGACAGAGGGGGGGCCGCAAGUCUCUCACAUCCUCAGGGAAACCCCUCCCCUCCGCCGUGGUCACCAUGGCAACAUCCUCCACAUCUGCCUCUGCGUCCACUGGGCCUUUCCACCAAGGCCUCCUGUUGACCAGUGCCAGUAAGAUGCCCUCUGCCCCUUCCUCCUCAGACUUCUUAAGUUUCUCAGAUUCAGCGUUGCGUUCGGGGGGUGGGACUACCUUCUCCUCCCCGCCAUCUUUCAGCAGCUGCCUUGUGAAACCAAGCUCGGAGGGCGGAGCUUCAGAGGGAACUACGACACUCUUCGGCUCUCUGAUGUCCGCUACUACUGCUUCAGCAGUGGGCGGUAAGCUGUAUGAGAAUUCCCACAGUCACACGGCUAGCGAGACAACAAGCCUUGGUGGCUCCGCUGGCUAUAAACGGCCCCAACCCUCCAGCUCAGUGCCGGGGAUUGGAGGAGUAGUGGCAGGAGGAGGGGAAGAUGGGGUGAAGAAGAAAAAGAAGGGCAACUGGCGAAACAGAUUUGGACCUUGCUUCACCUCAGAUGUAAAGCCCUCCGAGCCAGCUCCCUCCCUGACUCUCCCCACCUCCUCCACGGCCAACACCUCCUCCUCCAACGCUUCCCCAGCCUCCUCUUCAUCCUCCACACUCACAGGCCGGCCGGGCUUAGUAUCCAGCAGUGGAUUAGGAGUGGGGGUGGGAGGAGGAGGAGAGAGGGGGCUGGGGGUCAUGGGUGUCAGCGGUGGGAUUCAGAAGUCCCCAUCUCUCCUCAGGAAUGGGAGUAUGCAGAGCAACAGCAGCUCCACAACCACUGGGUCAGGUGUUUUCUCUGGUGCUGAUGGGUCAUUGUCAGGGACAGGAGCUGUUGCCAUCGGCGGAGCCAGCUCCGAGUUGUCCCAGCAACCGCAACCAGCACCUUCACUAGCCCCUCCCUCUCCAUUCACUGCCACCGCACCGCUAACCAGCACAGCCGCCACACAUGUGAGCGGCCUGCCAGGGUCAGUCUUCAACCUCGCUCCCCCCCACAUGUUUGGAAACAGGCUUAAUCCCAACUCGGCCAUGGCAGCACUCAUCGCACAGUCCGAGGCUUCACCAGCAGAUCAGGAGGUGGGAGACGGCAGCAGCGGUGUCGGAGCUCAGGGCUUUUCCAUAAAAGCUUCUCCCAAGACCACCCCGCGCUCUCCCAUUGGUGGCCUGCAGAUACGCUAUGACUCCUCGGGGUCGUUGCCGGGGCCGGGGUUGCUAGGGGUGGGGGCGGGCGGCGGGGACACGCUGCCCCCGGUGGCCACCAGCAUCGAGCAGCUCCUGGAGAGGCAGUGGAACGAAGGGCAGAGCUUCCUGCUGCAGCAGGGAGCGCAGGGAGACGUGCUGGGCAUGUUGAAGUCCCUCCACCAGCUGCAGGAGGAGAACAGGAGGCUGGAGGAGCAGAUCAAAAAUCUGACCAUGAAGAAAGAGAGACUGCAGCUUCUCAGCGCUCAGCUAUCAGUGCCUUUCACCCCCACUACGGCCUGCGCUGAUGUGAAAGGAGGCCAGCUGGGAGCCACUGACUCAUCUUUACCUGUGGCAGCUCAGGACGGUGCAUCAUGUGGUGGCCACAGCAGUAGUGGCUCCACCUCAUCUCUCUCCACCCCUCCCUCCGUCUCCCAGAGCCCGCCCCAGCCACAGCUGAACGGGGUCGCUGCCGUGGGAACGGCCCCGGCCGGGCUGGGCGCGGUGGCGGGGCUGAUGGGGGCUCUGGGUGCAGGUAGUGCCCUGGGCAUGGGGGGAAUUGUCGGGGCGCUGAAUGGCGUGAUCCAGACGCCGGCGGGCACCGUCAGCCCUCACACACACACUACAGGAGCAGUCACCGGCGUCAUGUUGCCCGUUAAUAACAGCUCAGCAGCUAGUAAGAACAGCGCUGCGCGGCUCGGCCUGCUGUCUGAGCAGCAUCGACUGCUCCUGCAGCAGCAUCAGCUCCAGCAGCUGCUGGCCUCGCAGCCUUCAGCGGAGCAGCAGCAGGUGUUGCUCUACCAACUGAUGCAGCAGCAGCAAGAACUCCAGCAGCUGCAAUCGCUCUCCUCCGCCCAGAUUCCCUCCAUCCCGCUCUCCUCUGCUCAGCUGCCCAUCAACAACCUGCUGCCCGGCGCCCAUGGCCAAGGCACCAUCACAGCCAACCCCUUCCUGGCGCUGCAGCACGCCCAUGCUGAAACACACGCCUCAGGGGUGCAAAAGUCGCGGCUAGCUGAGAAGGCCAUGGGCGUCUCAGGGCAAGAGAAGACAUGACGGCCGAUGCUCUCUUUUUUUGUUUUCUUUUUUAUAUAAAUAUGCAGGGUCUUCAGGAGAUCAGCCUUUUGGUCGUUUUUGUGGUUCAGUGAUGAGAUCAUUGGCAGCAGAGAAAUCUGUGUUUCUGGUACAUCGUUCUUGUGUCUGUGCUAAUACAUUAGCACACACUAUGGCGAGUUAUGGCAUUUGUUUGCAGUCACCAGCUCACUGUAGUUGACCUUGUCAGGUUUGUUUUGCAACCUUUUCAGGUUACAGGCUUAACAAACCAGUUUGUCUUCAUUUGUACUAUUUAUGUCCAUCCAGUCUUAGAUGUUUUCCUUUAGAGCUUUAGUGCUGCUUUGGGUGGUUAUUUUUGUCACUGUUGAGAUGAUGAUUUUCAUUUGGUAUCACUGGUAGCAACUUAGUGGGUUAGUGCCACAAAAUAAAUACAUGGUGUGUUCUUUCAACAGGUGAGUUGACUUGACAGGUCAGCUUCUCGGAAACCUUUCCCAUCGAAUUUCUCUCAAUAUUUCCUUCUCUGAUCUUAUCACCCUGCUUCUUCUUCACAUUUCUUCUUUCUAGUUGCUGUGUCACGUUUAUUCAUCAUUUCCUCUUCCUUUUGUCUCCACAUUUCUCUCAAUGCUUCUCCGUCGUCCACACUAACAUCCCUCUCGGCCUGGUUUCUCUGCUGUCUCUCUCUCUCAGGGGCCUCGGCUAACUCAGCACACAAGCUAGCACACACACACACACACAGAGAUAGCAGAAACACAUGAAUAUAAAAAAUAAUCUACAAGUCCCCACCACAGGACUUAACAGUAGCAGAUGUACGUUUGACAUCUGUGUCGCAGCGAUCCAGAGGGGAAUAUUUGGUGAAAGGCUUGGGAAAAUAUCCCACGUUUUCGCCAUUGCCUUUCUCCCAGUGUCUUUCUACUCCAUUUGUGCAGAUCAUUCAUGUCAAUGAGCCACGCCUCGUACGAUCACCGCAGAAGCCUUGCUCUUGACUCUUCUCUGGGCCACAUACAGGGGGCUAACUCAGGGAAGUGAAAUGUAAAAGAAGAGGGGGAAAAAAAGAAGAAAACCAGCAAGUUGAAUGUUGAAAUGAUGCAUAAAUCCACACGGCACAGACUCACAAAGAGAAAUUAUGCAGUUGGUUGUCAGCGCGUGGAAAUCAUUACAUUUCAUCUUCCUGAUUGAGCCCCCUGCUGCACCUACCUCUCAAACAUGACCAGCCUAUCAGGACCUAAAUGGCCGACAGCAGCGGCCGAUAAAAAAAAAAAAAACACAAAAGUGAGAACUGGCCAAUCAGGGUCCAAACCCAAGUGCCUGAGGCCAAGGGGAGAAGGCGGGAUUGGUUUUCAUGUUACCUGUGCCCCUGUCACUCAACUCAAUUCUUAACAAUGCUACUGGUAAUUAAGCUGCGUUGCUAAG
Etheostoma cragini (Arkansas darter) is the source of this 4806-nucleotide messenger RNA. RefSeq names its product MLLT10 histone lysine methyltransferase DOT1L cofactor (gene mllt10). The coding region runs from base 217 to 3399 and encodes 1060 amino acids. Gene Ontology annotation, molecular function: nucleosome binding; histone binding. The record is from RefSeq and is a predicted model, not a curated record. Gene Ontology annotation, biological process: regulation of transcription by RNA polymerase II. The transcript is spliced from 20 exons. Gene Ontology annotation, cellular component: nucleus. Lineage: Eukaryota; Metazoa; Chordata; Actinopteri; Perciformes; Percidae.